This is a messenger RNA of Telopea speciosissima, 719 nucleotides long. Its product is annotated as soluble inorganic pyrophosphatase 1-like. NCBI's taxonomy places the organism in Eukaryota, Viridiplantae, Streptophyta, Magnoliopsida, Proteales, Proteaceae. The transcript is spliced from 9 exons. Gene Ontology annotation, biological process: phosphate-containing compound metabolic process. Gene Ontology annotation, cellular component: cytoplasm. Gene Ontology annotation, molecular function: inorganic diphosphate phosphatase activity; magnesium ion binding. The coding region runs from base 20 to 667 and encodes 215 amino acids. The record is from RefSeq and is a predicted model, not a curated record.
UCUUCUAACUUGCAAGGAAAUGAGUGAAGAAGAGGCGGUGAAUGGAAACGGAGUUUACCCCAAGAGUACAGUCCCACGUCUGAGUGAAAGGAUGCUGUCAACCUUGUCAAGGAGAUCCGUAGCCGCACAUCCUUGGCAUGAUCUUGAGAUUGGACCUGGGGCACCCCAAGUUUUCAACUGCGUUGUGGAGAUAACUAAAGGAAGUAAAGUCAAAUACGAGCUCGACAAGAAGACAGGGCUGAUAAAGGUCGACCGUAUCUUGUACUCAUCGGUGGUCUAUCCUCACAAUUAUGGUUUCAUACCCCGCACACUCUGUGAGGACAAUGACCCAAUGGAUGUUUUAAUCCUCAUGCAGGAGCCGGUCCUUCCUGGUUGUUUCCUCCGAGCCAGGGCAAUUGGACUCAUGCCCAUGAUCGAUCAGGGAGAGAAGGACGAUAAGAUCAUUGCAGUGUGUGCCGAUGACCCAGAGUAUAGGCACUAUACCGAUAUCAGAGAGCUUCCCCCUCAUCGUCUUGCUGAGAUCAGGCGUUUCUUUGAAGACUAUAAGAAGAACGAGAACAAAGAGGUUGCCGUUGAUGAUUUUUUGCCUGCAGAAACUGCUCACAGGGCGAUACAGUACUCCAUGGACCUUUACGCUCAGUAUAUCUUGCAAAGUUUGAGGCGUUAAGCACAACGGAUUUAUUUUAGUACCUAAAUAAUCCAUUCAAAUUAUUGGAAGG